GCGUUGAGUAACGUUAGGGAAACUUGAACCGAGUUCGAUCAUUGAGAGCCGGGAAGUAUCCGGACAGAGACCUCAUGAAUGGAAAUCGGUACUACAGGAGUGGUUGGGGCGCAGUCCCUGUUCUCCGUGCCUCGGCGGCCCGGCUAUGGCACCAUGGGGAAGCCCAUCCGCCUGCUGGCCAACUGCUUCCAGGUGGAGAUCCCCAAGAUGGACGUCUACCUCUACGAGGUGGACAUCAAGCCUGACAAGUGCCCACGCCGCGUCAACAGGGAGGUGGUGGACUCGAUGGUGGAGCACUUCAAAGUCACCAUCUUUGGGGACCGACGGCCUGUGUACGAUGGGAAGAGGAGCCUGUACACCGCAAACCCCCUCCCGGUGGCAUCCGCAGGAGUGGACCUGGACGUGACUCUGCCGGGGGAGGGGGGUAAGGACCGUCCCUUUAAGGUGUCCAUCAAGUUUGUGUCCCCGGUCAGCUGGCACCUUCUGCAUGAGGUCCUGACGGGUCGAGGGGUGCCAGAACCUCUGGAGCUGGACAAGCCCAUCAACACCAACCCAGUACACGCUGUCGACGUGGUGCUCAGACACCUGCCAUCCAUGACGUAUACGCCAGUGGGUCGCUCCUUCUUCUCCUCGCCCGAGGGUUACGACCACCCUCUGGGGGGCGGUAGAGAGGUGUGGUUCGGCUUCCACCAGUCCGUACGACCUGCCAUGUGGAAGAUGAUGCUCAACAUCGACGUGUCUGCCACUGCCUUCUACAAGGCCCAGCCUGUGAUCCAGUUCAUGUGCGAGGUCCUGGACAUCCACAACAUCGACGAGCAGCCGCGUCCCCUCACAGACUCGCACAGAGUCAAGUUCACCAAAGAGAUCAAAGGUCUGAAAGUGGAGGUGACGCACUGUGGCACCAUGAGGAGGAAGUACCGGGUGUGCAACGUGACCCGCCGGCCCGCCAGCCACCAAACCUUUCCGCUGCAGCUGGAGAACGGUCAGACAGUGGAGCGCACGGUAGCCCAGUACUUCAGAGAGAAGUACAACCUGCAGCUCAAGUACCCCCACCUGCCCUGCCUGCAGGUGGGGCAGGAGCAGAAGCACACCUACCUGCCUCUGGAGGUCUGCAAUAUAGUAGCAGGUCAACGCUGCAUCAAGAAGCUGACAGACAACCAAACAUCUACCAUGAUCAAAGCCACGGCUCGCUCUGCCCCCGACAGACAGGAGGAGAUCAGCAGGCUGGUGCGUAGCGCCAACUACGAGGCGGACCCCUUUGUGCAGGAGUUCCAGUUCCGCGUGCGUGACGAGAUGGCGGAGGUGACGGGCCGCGUCCUGCCCGCCCCCAUGCUGCAGUAUGGUGGCAGGGUGAGCUCUGAGCACUUUAUGAACCGCACAGUGGCCACGCCCAGUCACGGCGUGUGGGACAUGAGGGGGAAGCAGUUCCACACCGGAGUGGAGAUCAAGAUGUGGGCCAUCGCCUGCUUCGCCACCCAGAGACAAUGCAGAGAGGAGAUACUCAAAAGCUUUACCGACCAGCUACGUAAGAUCUCCAAGGACGCGGGCAUGCCCAUCCAGGGUCAGCCGUGCUUCUGCAAGUACGCGCAGGGGGCGGACAGCGUGGAGCCCAUGUUCCGUCACCUGAAGAACACCUACGCCGGCCUGCAGCUCAUCAUCGUCAUCCUGCCCGGCAAGACCCCCGUCUACGCGGAGGUGAAGCGUGUGGGAGACACGCUGCUGGGCAUGGCCACCCAGUGCGUCCAGGUGAAGAACGUGGUGAAGACGAGUCCUCAGACCCUCUCCAACCUCUGCCUCAAGAUCAACGUCAAACUGGGUGGCAUCAACAACAUCCUGGUCCCCCAUCAACGGCCCACAGUGUUUCAGCAGCCAGUCAUCUUCCUGGGUGCCGAUGUCACUCACCCUCCAGCAGGAGACGGCAAGAAACCCUCUAUUGCUGCAGUGGUGGGUAGUAUGGAUGCCCACCCGAGCCGCUACUGUGCCACGGUGCGCGUGCAGCGGCCUCGCCAGGAGAUCAUCCAGGACCUGUCCUCCAUGGUGCGCGAGCUGCUCAUCCAGUUCUACAAGUCCACGCGCUACAAGCCCACGCGCAUCAUCUUCUACCGAGACGGCGUGUCCGAGGGACAGUUCCGACAGGUGCUGUACUACGAGCUGCUGGCCAUCCGCGAGGCGUGCAUCAGCCUGGAGAAGGAGUACCAGCCGGGCAUCACCUACAUCGUGGUGCAGAAACGCCACCACACGCGCCUCUUCUGCGCAGACCGCAACGAGAGGGUGGGCCGGAGUGGCAAUAUUCCUGCUGGUACCACUGUGGACACGGACAUCACACACCCCUACGAAUUUGACUUUUACCUCUGCAGCCAUGCCGGAAUACAGGGUACCAGUCGGCCCUCGCAUUACCACGUGCUGUGGGACGACAACUGCUUCACGGCGGAUGAGUUCCAGCUGCUGACCUACCAGCUGUGCCACACCUACGUGCGCUGCACGCGCUCAGUCUCCAUCCCCGCGCCCGCCUACUACGCUCACCUGGUGGCCUUCCGCGCCCGAUACCACCUGGUGGACAAGGAGCACGACAGUGCGGAGGGCAGCCAUGUAUCAGGUCAGAGUAACGGCCGAGACCCUCAGGCCCUGGCCAAAGCCGUGCAGAUCCACCACGACACGCUACGGACCAUGUACUUCGCCUGAGUGCCCCCACACCUCCUCCUCCUACUCCUCCACCACCACCUCCUCCUCCUACUCCUCCACCACCUCCUCCUCCUACUCCUCCACCUCCACUUCCUCUGCCACCACCCCACCUGACCCAUUACCUCCAACAUCUGACCUCACCGUCUACUCCUCCCUCAACACCCCCACCUCACCCACCCCCUCUUCUCCCCCCUCUCCUCCCCCCUGGCCAUCCGACACACCGCGCAGCAUCAGGUGACAACCUCCGCACCAAAACCUUGUUACCUGAGUAAGAGUCUGACCAAUGGCAGGAUGGCGGGCCUGCAGCCCUACACAGUGCAACCCAGCAGCAACGCUUUUCUCUCUUUUUUGUUUUUCUUUCUUUCUUUUUUUGGCAAGGGAGAGCACUGCACUGUUUAUGCAAUAGAGAAAGCAGCCAGUUCUCAGCCGCCCUCCAUACACCCGUCUCCCUUUCUCUCUCCCUCUCUCUCUUUCUCUCUCCCUCUCCUCCCCUCUUCCUCUCCUUCUCUUGCUCUCACACACACACCCACUCUCUGUGUGGUCUUAUGCAGAGACCCAACCAGACCCCCCCCUCUGCUCUAUUCCUACCGAGUCGGGGUGCUUCUUUCCUCCUGUCUGUCUGGGACUGAUGGCAAAAAAAUGUAUUUCAUUUCAUUUUAAUUUUUAUUUUGCAUUUUUUGUGAGUUGUUGAGUGUCCUUGAGUGAAUAAGACGCGUGCGUGUUGAGUUUGGGGAAGGAGGUAUGUACCGUCAGUAACGGUGGGUGCUGAGUGACGGGUGGUGUUGAUUGUGCUUAAGCUUUUAUUGAGCGUCGUACGAGGUGUCUGUUCUCUGUGCAGCCUCCCCCACACUCUCUCCCUUGUCUGUACCACAGUCGCAACAUGUGUUUCACUUCAGUACUGACGUGAGAACUGUUUUGUAAUCACAUUUACACACCAUUCCCUGGCAACCUCUCUUUUUCCGUCAAGGACACUCUCAAAGUUUCAAAUCAUGACAUCCGGCAGUGCAUGGCUGUCACUUUUAGUACCUAUAUCCCCAUUGCAUGCUGUAAGCAAACUGUUUUCUAGGGGGGGGUUAUUUUAUCUGUGUUUUGGCUGCCGAUUUUUCAAAAUGCCUGGCAUAAUGUGGCCCCUGGGCUGAGUCUUUUAUUUAGUUUGAAUCUAUUAUUUUUCAAUUUAAGAUGAACAUGUGAGAUAAUGACAUGAUGAGGGCAAGAGUACAAACAGUGUCUCGUUUGGUCAGCAUUUGUGACGUGAGACCCCAUUGGCUAAUGUCAACCUUCAGCAGAACACCCACAGACACAAAACAUUCAAACACACACA
Engraulis encrasicolus (European anchovy) is the source of this 4003-nucleotide messenger RNA. RefSeq names its product argonaute RISC catalytic component 3b (gene ago3b). Lineage: Eukaryota; Metazoa; Chordata; Actinopteri; Clupeiformes; Engraulidae. The record is from RefSeq and is a predicted model, not a curated record. Bases 79 to 2682 code for a protein of 867 amino acids. The transcript is spliced from 19 exons. Gene Ontology annotation, biological process: regulation of stem cell proliferation; regulatory ncRNA-mediated post-transcriptional gene silencing. Gene Ontology annotation, molecular function: RNA endonuclease activity; single-stranded RNA binding; miRNA binding.